This is a messenger RNA of Trypanosoma brucei brucei TREU927, 654 nucleotides long. RefSeq lists its product as hypothetical. Gene Ontology annotation, molecular function: single-stranded DNA binding. Gene Ontology annotation, biological process: double-strand break repair via homologous recombination. Lineage: Eukaryota; Euglenozoa; Kinetoplastea; Trypanosomatida; Trypanosomatidae. Gene Ontology annotation, cellular component: Shu complex. The record is from RefSeq and is a predicted model, not a curated record. Bases 1 to 654 code for a protein of 217 amino acids. The transcript has a single exon.
AUGUCACUAGAUAUCUCACGAUUCCUCCCAAAAGAAAUUAACGCACCCCCUACACCACUUGUGGCUCAUGGUUGCUUUAUACACGGGUCACGAUCUUGCGGAAAGACAUCGUUUGCAUUCCAAGCAGUUAUCAAUACGGUAGUAGGCGAAAAGGAACGUGUGAUUAUCCUUUGUCAGGAGCAUGUGCUCUAUGAAAAAAUGCCGAAACCCUUUACACCACUUGAAGAGUUAAACGAAGAUGCGCUCACUCGUAUUGAAUUUGCUUAUUUGUCUAGCAUGGCGGAAGUUGUGAGAGAGUUGAGUAGUUGGACGGUGGGCAGCAGUCUGCCAGCGUUAGUUGUUGUUGAUGAUGAGGCAUUUUUGGAUGCGGGUGACGAGCGGCUCACCGCUGUAAUGCUGUCGAUGUUGGAAAAUGUUUCGGCAUGGGCGAAGCAAAUCAAUGGCGUGUUUCAUUACAUUGUGGUUACUAACAGCUACCCUGAUCGGGGGUUACGAGAGAAACUUCCAUUCGCCACCUUCCCGCUCAUUUGGUUUACAUUUGGUUCCGUUGGAUCGGUGCAGGUGGCAGUUGCGGGUACAAGUCAAGUUUCCACUCACCCGCUAAUGUUGGAGUGGCGUGACAGUCUCACUGUGCGAUCGUUGUGGAGUUUGUAG